This is a messenger RNA of Vigna angularis (adzuki bean), 1702 nucleotides long. Its product is annotated as patellin-4. Gene Ontology annotation, molecular function: lipid binding. The transcript is spliced from 3 exons. Bases 66 to 986 code for a protein of 306 amino acids. The record is from RefSeq and is a predicted model, not a curated record. Lineage: Eukaryota; Viridiplantae; Streptophyta; Magnoliopsida; Fabales; Fabaceae.
GCCACCUUUCUUCUUCCCUCCCCUCCCCUCCACCGAAGGUGCCAAUCAAGGAGGAGGAUCGGUACAUGCCGGAGAAGAAUAUCAACGUUUUACUCGCAGCCAUGAACACCAUAGAUGAAUGUUGCAAUGAUGAAAAUGGCAAAAUCGCUGUUGGGGUGCCCCUACUUUACCAUUUCAUGGAGAAAAACAAUAACGAUUCAAGUCUGAAGGAAGACCUCCAAGAAUAUCAUGAUUGUGAAGAGGAUGAGGAUGAAGAUGAUGAGGAUGGUGACGAUGAUAUGGAAGGCUCAACUUUUGGAGAUGGGAGCCAGAGCCCCGCUGAGCUUAAACUCAAGAUAAAGAAGUCGUUGCUUGAAUUACGUUGCAAGGUUGAAAAUGCGAUUCUUGGGAACUUUUUGUUAGGGGAACCCGACAAGGAGCUUGCACCAGAAGACGUGGCAGUGAUGAGGGAACAGCUUAGAGAGAUUUCUAUAUGGGGUGUCCCUUUGUUGCCCAGUAAGGCUCAUGAGGGCACUGAUGUUGUUUUGAGGAAAUUCUUGAAGGCCAAAGAUUACAAGGUGAAUGAGGCCUUUGACAUGCUUCAGAAGACCCUCAUAUGGCGACGUGAAAACAACAUUGAUGGGAUCACUGAGGAAGAUUUAGGUCCUGAGUCUGCAAAUGCAGGAUUUUUGUGCAGUAGAGAUAGAGAAGGACGUCCCGUGUGUUACCAAGUUUGUGGGGUUUUCAAAGACAGGCGCAUCUACAAGAAGACCUUUGGAUCACACAACAGGUGUGACAGGUAUUUGAGGUGGAAAAUUCAACUCAUCGAAAAGGCUGUGAAGAAGCUAACCUUUAGAGAAGGAGGGGUGGACUCCAUAAUUCAGGUUUUUGAUUUGAAGAACACCCCAAUGCAAGGAACCAAAGAGCUCAACUCACUAAGCAAAAAAGCUCUGAUUUUGUUUCAGAAUUACUACCCUGAGAUCAUUCACAAAAAUGUGAGUCCAUAAUAAAACUAUGAUGAUGCAGAACAAGUGCUUGGCUCAUUUUAUUUCUUAUUUGAUUUGCAGAUCAUAGUAUAUGCUCCAUUUUGGUUCUACACGUCCCAAGUGCUAUUCUCAAGAUUCAUGAACCAGAGAAAUAAAAAGAAGUUCAUCUUAGCUAGGCCACAGAAGGUCACGCAGACCCUUCACAAGUUCAUAGCCCCAGAACAUCUUCCAUGUGAGUACGGUGGUCUCAGGAGGAACAACGAUGAAAAUUUCUCGCCUGCUGAUAAGGCUACAGAGAUUAAAAUAAAAGGAAAUACUGUUUCCAAAGUUGAAUUUCCAGUCUCAGAGCUUGGAGUGACAAUAAUGUGGGAUGUAACUGUGGUGGGAUGGGAUGUGUGCUACAAGGAAGAGUUCAUUCCAGAUGAUGAAGGGUCGUACACUGUAUUACUGCAAAACCAAAACGUAGAGGGUAACAGUACUAGAAACUCCUUUUACAUCAGUGAACCUGGGAAGAUAGUCAUAACAGUUGAAAAUGGGACCUACAAGAAGAGAAAAAUGUUCUAUAGAUCUAAAGCCAGAACCACAGUUCCCAUGUUCAUCUUGUUAUAGCAGUAAAUGACCUCACUUCGAAUCAAAGUUAUUGUACAUUCACACUGUUACCAACAUGAAAUUGCUCGCAGCAUAGACCCUUUUACCCAUUGCUACAGAUUCAAUGCUCCUAGUUCAUGGCUACUAUA